AUGGCAGUUGCAGCAGCGGGUCCCGUGCUCACAUUCAAUCCCAAGGAGAACGAGUGGGAAGUUUUCUUCAAAAGGUUAGAGCAGUAUUUUAUAGUACACGGGGUCACUGAAGAAGCUGACAAGAGAGCUCAUUUGCUGUAUAGUUUGUCUGAGGAGGCGUAUAUUUUAUUAGAAAAUUUAUGUAUGCCGCAAAAGCCGGAAGAAACCCCAUACCAAGACAUAGUUCAGUUAUUGUCUAACUACUAUGGUAAAACUGCUGUUGUAUGGGUCGAAAGGCAGAAGUUUUAUAGUGCAUCCAAAUCAGGAAAUGAGACGGCACUAGAAUGGAGUGUACGACUUAAAGGUUUAGCUCGCUAUUGCAAUUUUGGUCAGCAGCUUGAGUCCAAGCUAAGGGACAUUUUUGUUACGCAGUUCAAUCCUGGGAAGGUGAGAACUGAAUUAUUCACCCUAAACGAGAACACCACCUUAAAUAACGCUGUUGAAAAGGCCAAAAUUAUCGAAGCAGCGCUAGUAAUAAGAGACCCAGUUGGUGAAGUUAAAAGCGAGGUCUUAGAAUCCGAUGUUUUUCGAAUUACACAAAAUAAUUCAAAUGUUGGUGCCACUGCCGAUCAACAUCAUGAUCCUCAACGGUAUUAUGAGGGACAGCAGUACCUGCAGCGCAGCGGAGCCAAGGAGGCACGCGCAGGAGUGGGGGCAACAGCUCAAACAUGGCGCUGCCGCAGCUACAGCCGUUCACAUCGUCUGGUCGCUCUCCGGGCUGUUUCCGCUGCGGGAGGAACCACAACAGUAAUGACAUCCAAGCGAGGUGCUGAGACGAUUGAGCACAUAAGAGCAGGAUGUUCAACACUCGCAAACGUUGAUUAUCUGCGACGCCACAACCUCACUGCAGGAAUUAUUCAUCAAGCAUUGGCACUCAAACACCAUCUAAUAGUCACCGAAGUGCCGUACUACAAGUACCAGUCUCUGCCGGUUAUGGAUAAUGGUACAGCAAAGCUAUACUUCGACCUAACCCAACAAACAGAUAAAACCAUUUUCGCGAAUAGGCCAGAUAUAGUACUGCACGAGGACAAGGUGGCAUAUUUCAUAUAUAUAGCUCACCCCAUGGAUCAGAAUAUCACUAAAUCUGAAAUAAAAAAGAUAUCCAAAGAUAUACCACUAGCAUCCAUAAACUGCAAUCAGUAG
Molecule: messenger RNA, 1182 nt
Organism: Acanthoscelides obtectus
Lineage: Eukaryota; Metazoa; Arthropoda; Insecta; Coleoptera; Chrysomelidae
Source: the annotation of a GenBank genome assembly